This is a messenger RNA of Nicotiana tabacum (common tobacco), 1526 nucleotides long. RefSeq lists its product as uncharacterized. The record is from RefSeq and is a predicted model, not a curated record. NCBI's taxonomy places the organism in Eukaryota, Viridiplantae, Streptophyta, Magnoliopsida, Solanales, Solanaceae.
UUUGCACUUGGGCAUUUUACCAUUGUAGAAUAAGAUACUCUGCUCUGUCCCAGUUUAUGCACUACUGUUUCCUUUUUAGUUUGUUGACACAUUAUCCUUAACGGGAUGAUUUAUAGCCAUAGAAAUUGCUAUGGUUAAGCUUCGUGCCCAGUCAAAGUGCAUCAGUUAAAUUGGGACGGAAGGAAUGUAUAGUUAUAAGAAUCCUAAUUUUCUAACAUUUGGUGUCACUUUCUAUAUUUAUUCAUAGUUAUGAAACUCUAAGAUUUAUAUGUGGGAUUGAGGUAUAGUUAAUUGAUUGGUUCUGGAGGGUACAUUUCAGGCUCAUUUCGAUGGAUUUUUCUGUUUAUACAAGCCGGUAUUUCACUGCUCUUAUGGGUAGUAAUUCUAUUCAGCCAGGGAAAACUUGAGGAAUUGAAGGAGUCAAGAAUGGAGGUUGCGGAAUUGGAGCUGUUACUGAGGACCUUUGAAUUUGCUUUGUCCCAAAUUAAAUGGCGUCUCAAACUUCCAUCAAAGCGUCGCCUUCAAACAGAUAUUUUGGCCUUAUGCACUGAGAUGAGGCCAGUUGUAAUGGUGGACUAUGGAGGGAAGAUGCCUGAACUGCAAGACCGGCUCUCUGCAUUCCUUAAACAUUGCCAAGAGGAGUGCUCAGUAUUUAAGCCUUUGCAUGUUAUGGUUAUCGAAGAUAUGAUAUACUUGGUUCAUGCACGAGCAUUUGCAGAGUUUGUUAAGUCUAGUUUGGACUUGGAGACGAGAUUGAUCUUUGUCGACCUUGAACAGGAUCCUCCGAAGAUGAUAACACAAGUGGAAGAAAGCUCUGUGGGCGCAGAACUUGUAUUGGCACAAAGGACAUUUUCCUCUGUCUUUUCUGAAGAUGGAAUAAAGACUGAUCACUUGGAACAUCAGAAACCAGAAGUUAGAGCAAACACUGACUCCUCUGUUUAUGAGCCAACUUCUUCACAGUCUUCUGAAGUAAUUGAUCUCAGUGAUUGCAUUAGAGAAACUCAUGUUACAAUCCCAACUCUAAAUGGAUGGCUGCUUGGUUAUCCUAUAGUUUACCUAUUUGGGAUGUCUCAUAUUGAACAUGCCAUAUAUAACCUCUCGACAAAGUCUCUGCAUCUUUUCCAAGUCCUUGUUUGCAGGUGCAAUAUAGGAUCUCAGGCUCAAAAAGAGGAAUUAAUGAGUUUCUCCGUGCCAUAUGACUUGAGCUUGGAGGGAAUGAAUGAGCCAUGGGCAGAGGCAUUUUUGACUCAUAUAAAGACAAAGCAAGAACGGUGCGACCAAGUUUGGACAUCCCUACAGAUGAAGGUUAGAGCUUGUUACCCGCAAGCAAUUGCGUUAUAGUAAACUGCUAGUUACUGAUGUCAAGUUAAUACUCAAAAAAGAAAAAAAAAACAUAUUUUUCAAAAUUAUUGCUAAUGCCAUGGCUGCUAUGUAUUUUUGAAUCACCAAGUACACUGAUUAUUUGGAAAGUGACAGUUUCCAAUGUGCACUUUUGCAAAUUAGUUAUUUUGAUCCCAAUUAGUUGA